Molecule: messenger RNA, 462 nt
Organism: Phymastichus coffea
Lineage: Eukaryota; Metazoa; Arthropoda; Insecta; Hymenoptera; Eulophidae
Exons: 1
Coding region: 16-462 (148 amino acids)
Source: RefSeq, a predicted model, not a curated record
AGUCGCGAGCGAGCGAUGGCGCGCAGCGGCGGCGGCGGUGGCGCGCGCGAUUACGUGAGCCACGAGGAGGCGACGGCGCUCGCCAGAGCGCACUUCCAGGACCAGCAGCUGCGAGUCGUCGACUGGCGCGUGGAGGCGUUCGCCAGCGAGCAGCUCGGUUACCUGGCCGAUCACAAACUGCUGAGUCUCGCGGUGCAGCCGCGCGACGACGAGCUCGCGCCUCGGCGCCACUGCAGCUUCUUCGCGAAAGCGCUGGCGGCCGGCUGCGACGCGUACGAGCGGUCGUUCUUCCGGGAGGAGGUGCGCUUCUUCGGCGAGGCGCUGCCGCGGCUGCUGGACGGCUUCGAGGCCGAGCGCUGGGCCCCCGAGUGCUAUCUGGCCAAGGGCGAGCUGCUGGUCCUCGAGGACCUGCGCGCGCAGAGCUUCGCGCACGCCGCCGUUAGCGCGAUGACGGCCGGGUAG